Messenger RNA from Fomitopsis serialis, 2085 nucleotides. RefSeq lists its product as uncharacterized. The record is from RefSeq and is a predicted model, not a curated record. NCBI's taxonomy places the organism in Eukaryota, Fungi, Basidiomycota, Agaricomycetes, Polyporales, Fomitopsidaceae. The transcript has 4 exons. The annotation marks the transcript as partial.
CUAGCGGCGCCCGACGACCUGGUACCUCGCGGUACCAGAUCGCUACUUCCUCCCUCUUUGGCUCCUCACCUCACCCCUCUCGGCUCGCGCAUUGACUCUGGCGACCACUACCGCGGCUCUGGGCACGAACCCAGCCGCGCGACCCAGGACUUGAACACCGCGCGUUCAAGCCCAGCGCCGAGCCGCAAGACCAAGCGGACCACGAGGAACGCGGAUCGUGGAGGUUGCGAGGAGAUCCCGAAGGAACGAGAAGGGUGCGAGGAAGGCACGAAGGGAGAGAGGGAGGAAGGGUGCGGAGCGAGUAGGGACAGCCAGCAGGAAAGCUCGCAAUUCGCAGUGGCCGCGCCAGCACACGGAUCGACAACCACAAAGGUCGUCGCGCGGGUUGUUGGCCAUGAAGGCGGCGCACUACGGGACGACCUAAUGGUCGUAACCCCCAUUCCUCAAGACGGCAGGUCCGUGAUACGGGACGACCUUGUGGUCGUACCGUCGAUUCCGCAGGACGACACGUCCGAUGUACUCGAUCUACCCAUCGCCGGCCGAUGGAUAGCGAGUACGCCGAGUUUGGUGCUUGACGUACACGCUGCGGACCAGCACGAAGAGUCGAGAGUUGAGGGUACUCCCCUGAUGGACGUACCCGGGCCCACUCUGACACAUCUCCACUUGCCCGUGCUCGUGCUAGCAUACGUAGCGACGAACGUGAAGUUUGUCGUACGCAUGACUGGCCAAGAAGAUGGCAUGGUCGCGCUGUGGGACGACCCAAGGGUCGUACCUUCCGCACUACAAGGCGAGGCACUUGUGCUCGGGGACGACCUCGCGGUCGUACCCUCCAAUUCGCAUGGCGGCGCGACGGACAUGCAGCGAUGCAUGCCCAACGUGUCCCACUCAAUCUCGACUGCAUAUGGCGCGACGUCCGCGCCUCAAGACGGCCUGCACGUCCUUGCGGAAGUGCAGGCCUCCGACUGUCCCAACACAGCUGAACCUCUUUUGGGUCAGACGGCCAAGCCGUGGAACGUCCCGGACAACCUCUCCCGCGACGCACUCGACUCCGCAGGGCUUUUGGAAAGCCGAUCGACGCGUAGGGCCUCCCUGCGAGAGGCUUCUCGUGCUCGUUGGCGAGCACAAGCAGCGCAAGUCCGCGCAGCUGAACCGCCCGCGGUUCAACUGGCAGACCCACCGGAUGGCUUCGCUUUCGACUUAACCCGCUCCAGCCGUCACCGACCGUGCGCGGCCGUAUUCCACGAGGACUUGCACUCCCCACAGGAAGUGCAAGCCCACGGCCUCUUCAAGACAGCUGAACUUUUCGCGGUUCAGCUAGGAAGCCCACGCUACGACCUCGACCGGAUCGACAACGCAGCGGACCUCGCCCUCGACCCCUUGAGUGACCGCCACCCUAUUCGCGACCCCGGCGCCCCUGCGAACGCGCAGUCCGACGCUCGGGUAUUCCCAAUGAACGCGCGAGCUCGAGAUCGCGACUCGACUGCUGCACUACCAGUAGUGCAGCAGCCGGCGUUUACGGACCCCUACACGCCAGACCAGCCUCCCGACUGCCAACUCGGCGAGAAUUUCACAGUUCUCGCCGAGGACUCGCUCCUACGGUGCCCUACCCCGAUUCUUAUCGACCUCCCUACGGCCUCCGACACCCAUGGCGAUUACGACAGGCGCCAUGAAUCGGCGACCCUGCAUACACCCCGGAGAUCGUGCAAGGAAUGGGAGGACGGGCAGGACGGGAACGGAGGAGACGCGGGCGAGGGCACGGAAGCCGGAGAGUUAGACGAGGAAGGUCAGGCAGAAGGAGGAGAGGGGGAAGGGUGUGGUGUACGCGAAGCAGACGAGGAUGUGAGCUCAAGAAGCAAAGUCACCCUGUACGACGGUGGUACGGAUGGCCCACGGGACAACCCACAGACGAUGACUGGCACGGACAUGCUGUACAGUACGAUCGGCGAGCGAGGGUGCUCGAACCGUGUAUCCAACGUUCCUGCGGUUUGCACGCAGAGGUUGAAUCCUUCGGUCACCGACUACGGCGAGGAGCUCGGUGGCGACUCGCUCGUUGCCAACAUUGUCCUGUCGCCAUCGGCACUCUGA